AUGUCGGAUGAAUCGAAUACACAAAAAUUAUCCAAUGAAACUAUAUUAUGUCAAGACCUUUGUAAUCAACUCAAUUUAUCAGAUUCUAAUCAAAUUACUGAAAUUAUUCAUAUACUCGCAUUAAAUGCACCACAUAUUCUUAAAGAACAAGAUUCAAAUAAAAAUACUGUAAUUCAUAAUUUGAAUACAAAUAAAGAUAAUGGAAAUAAUUUAUGUAAACACUUAUUGCUACAUCCACCAUUUAAACCGAAACGAUUGAUUCAUUUAUGUCCAGAUGGAAGUAUUCAAGUCUUAUCAGCUGUCGAUGAUAAUUCUAAUGCAAAUCAACUAAUUAAUCCACAAAAAUAUCAUCUUAAUUAUUCGAAUUCAGCUUUAACACCAUCUAUGCAACAAAAUCAUAUUUUUACAGAUGAAUCUUCUCUUCCUUUGGAAUAUGAAACAACAGCAACUACUACACUUGAUUUAAAAACAAAUUCACAAUCUCAUUCAAAAAAUGAAAUUAAUUUUGAUCAUUUAAUUAUAGAUAAUAAUUCAAUAUUAUCUCUUCAACAAAAAAAGACUAUAUUCACAUGUGAUAGUUCAUUAGGAUACACAUCCACACAUGCGAGUGAAAUCCAACUUAAUAAUAAUCAUUCAAAAAUUGUUUUUCCAGAUAAUGAUCCAAUAGUAAUGAUUAAUCUUGAUCUUCAAGAUGAAUUAAUCGAAAUCAAUAAUAAAGAUGAUGAAAAUUCGGUACCAGAAAUAUUUUUCAAACGUAUUAUUGCACAUGAAAGUAAUUAUCUAUUUAUAAGUUAA
This is a messenger RNA of Rotaria sp. Silwood1, 795 nucleotides long. NCBI's taxonomy places the organism in Eukaryota, Metazoa, Rotifera, Eurotatoria, Philodinida, Philodinidae. The record is from the annotation of a GenBank genome assembly.